Molecule: messenger RNA, 5384 nt
Organism: Odontomachus brunneus
Lineage: Eukaryota; Metazoa; Arthropoda; Insecta; Hymenoptera; Formicidae
Gene: Tomosyn
Product: syntaxin-binding protein 5
Exons: 24
Coding region: 846-4985 (1379 amino acids)
Biological process (GO): regulation of protein secretion; regulation of exocytosis
Cellular component (GO): plasma membrane; SNARE complex; cytoplasm
Molecular function (GO): syntaxin binding; myosin II binding; GTPase activator activity
Source: RefSeq, a predicted model, not a curated record
UUAUUGAAGUGAAGUGAAGUGAAGCAUGAAGAUCAUUUUCGAUGUAAACGUCAAAUAUUGGCUUAUUUCGUUAAGACACUGUAAAUACAGUUGCGUCGUGUGUGUGCAUAUGUGUGUGCUUCUGCCAAAUUAUAUAUCGUUUUAGCUCGGAUUGAUUCUUGAUCUUUGCUUUCGUGUGAUAACACUGACACUACUGCUGUUGAAAUCGACAUAUUUCAAUUGUUUCAGAAUUAUCAGUAAAUUGUGACUACGGAAAAUCAAAACGCAUCUGAAAUAUCAUACAAUGUUAACAGACGUGAACAGCCUAUUUAUAAACAAAAUGCACAAGACGUGUGUGAAAUUAUUGAUCCUGGUGCGAUUGAACAACACUGCAUUGCCGUCAACUACGAAAACAAUUCUCGCCACGUCUCGGUCGUGUUCGCAUUUAAAUCGUUAGCGUAAGAGCCGACAAACGCUCCUAUCAUACACGUCGUAUACGCUCUCCACUGUUACUGUUUCUGUUCAUACGUGACACCGGUGCGCGACGCAAGACGUGAGCACACAUUACGUUACUGAGGCUCCAUUGACACGUCUGCUAACGUACUGUCAAAAUGUAGAAGAUCUCUCAGCCUUAGUAGCAAGUAGUGUUUGCUGCAUUUGAAGAGUUGGCAACGACGGAGCUAUCAUGUCAUCGGAUUUUCGCGAGUGAGUUCGAGCUCGAAUCAGAAACACGACAACUUAAUUUCCCAAUUCCGUUUCUGAGAAGAACAAAUAAGGAAAACGCGAGGUGACGGACAGAUACAGGAAUAAACGGCGAGAUUGCACAUGUGAUUCCCCCGUGUAGUCGACCUCAUUUGGCAGACGCGAUGAAGAAGUUCACGAUCAAGGGUGUACUCGACGGAUUCCGAUCAUCAGUCCCGCAGCCUGUUAAGCCCGACCAGGAAAUCGUUGAGAACCUGAGACCGGAACACUUUCAAGUUAAGAGGACAUUCAGACAUGGUUUUCCGCAUCAACCGACAGCGUUGGCAUUCGACCCAGUGCAAAGGCUUCUAGCCAUAGGCACUAAGUCGGGAUCCCUCAGGAUUUUGGGUAGACCAGGUGUAGAUGCGCACGUUAAGCACGAAGGUUGUAGUGCUGUGAUACAACUACAGUUUUUGAUUAAUGAAGGAGCCUUGGUAUCUGCAACGGCAGACGACACUUUGCACUUAUGGAACUUUCGUCAGAAGAUACCGCAGGUGGUACAGAGCCUCAAAUUUCAAAGAGACAGAAUCACUUGCAUUCAUCUACCACUUCAAAGUAAAUGGUUGUACGUCGGAACAGAACGAGGAAAUAUCCAUAUACUGCACAUUGAAACGUUUGUCCUAUCCGGCUAUGUAAUUAAUUGGAACAAGGCCAUUGAAGUAUCUAGAAAGACCCAUCCUGGUGCUGUAGUACACUUGAGUGAUAAUCCUUUAGAUUUGAGCAAGAUGCUCAUAGGAUAUGAGACUGGCCAAAUUGUUCUUUGGGACUUAAAGAUAAAGAAUGCUGACUACAGGUGUCAAACUGACGAACCGUUGAAAUCGAUAACAUGGCAUCACGAAGGUAAACAAUUUAUGUGUAGUCACACGGACGGUUCCCUUUCGACUUGGUCUGUUCGACAGCUAAGACCAACGAAUGUAACAUAUCCACAUGCAAAAUCCACUAAAGAUGGAGAACCUGAAUCUUGCAAACCCAUUCAAAAAGUAGAAUGGAAAUUAUCGAAAGCAGGGGAAGCAUAUGUAAUAUUUUCUGGUGGAUUGGCAUGUGACACUACUGGGAGAAUACCGAGCAUUACAGUGAUACAUGGAAAAACCACUACGGUACUCGAAAUGGAACAUAAUGUUAUAGACUUUAUAACGCUGUGUGAUAGUCCAUGGGCUAGUGAUUUUCAAGAUCCUUAUGCUGUUGUUGUUCUACUACAAAAUGACCUGGUUGUGAUAGAUUUGUUAACUUCUGGAUUCCCUUGUUUUGAGAAUCCAUAUCCUAUGGAUAUUCAUGAAUCUCCUGUGACAUGUUGCGCAUAUUUCGCGGAUUGUCCUUCGGAUUUAGUACCUGCAUUUUAUUCAGUUGGAUCCAAGUCUCAAAAGAAAACCGGUUUUAGCGAGAAAGAGUGGCCUAUUUCUGGCGGAGAAUGGAGUUCUAGUUCUAGCAGCUAUAACGAGAUUAUUCUUACUGGGCAUGCCGAUGGCAGUAUAAAGUUUUGGGACGCUUCAGCAGGGACGUUACAAGUCCUGUAUAAGUUAAAAACAGCGAAACUCUUUGAAAAGAGUAGAACACGUAGUAUAGAUUCCGAAGAAGAUCCAUUAGCGAUUCAACUUAUCUUUCUUUGUCCUGAGAGUCGAAAAUUAGCUAUUGCGGGAAGCGGAAAACACGUCGUAUUGUUUAAGUUUAAGAAGGUGGAAAGUAUGUCCGAAGUAGUGACUUUGGAGAUAUGUCUAACAGCGGAAACAGGAAAGGAAGAUUCACCGGAUGAAUCACCAGCGUCUGGAAACAUCGUGGGAAAUGUGGAGUCGAAAAAUACAGAUUAUAAUCAUCCGCUCAAAAUCAAGACGGGCUUGCAGAAGAGAGCUGCUGGUUUUCAAGCAACGUUGAUUUGUUUGACAACGGCACCUAGUGGGGAGCAACCUGAGAGUAUAACAUCGCUUAGUUUAAAUUCUUCGUAUGGCUUAUUAGCCUAUGGAAAUGAAUCGGGUUUAGUGAUCGUGGAUAUCGUGCAGAAGAUUUCUUUGAUUGUAUUGAACACUAGUGAUCUUGGAGGUGGCGCUGAUCCUUAUCAACGUGUCCUGCGCAGUCCCAAACGGCAAGAUGAAUCCAAACGGGAAAAUGAGGAUAAGGCAAGAAGUCCAAGUACUGAUCAGAGUCAGCGAGAAUCCGCAAUGGAAUCCGAGCCAAUAAUUACAAGGAUAGCAGAUUCUACACAACAAGUGCAACAGCAACAAUAUCUACGUAAUGAAAGUCAUACUAAGAUCAGUAAGGAUAAGCCGAGUGGGGAGGAAUCCAUGAACGAACCUAAUAAGACAGGAGGACACCUUCCUAAUGGUGAUGAAUGUCAGAAAAGUCAAGGUUGGAAGAGAUUUAGUCUCAAAAGACAACUAAGCAAGGUUGAUUUGAAGAUCAAAAAUACUUUUACACCGUCCUUAGUGUCUUCUCAGAAUGGGAGCUCAUCACCGGGGCUCAUGCAAGUACCCCAGUGUCAACAAGUAGGCUGCGAUACUGACAACCAAAAGUCCUCUAUAUUUUACUGCAACAUGAACGAAGCGCCCAACACAAGUCGUUCGCUAUCACCGGUCGAAAGUAUUGAUUCCGAAUCCUCCUGCUCGCCGGAAAAUCAAUCUCCUGGAAGUGAAAAUCCACAGACAAAUGAUGGAAAACGAGAGAUUCAAGACACUAAAAGCCCAACGGAAAGCAUAGACGCAAAAACAGUAACGACGACAGCGGUGAUGAUAACAACGACGACGACGACAACACCGACAAUGGCGACAAUGACAACAAUAACAGCUAUGAACAAUGACAAUAUUAACAUAGAAACUGAGGCAGUGAGACCGAUGAAUCUAUCUUUGCCUGAAUAUGAAGUAAAACCGCCGAGAUUGAAGCGUAUCUCCAAAAUGAAACAAACGAAGAGAGAGAACCGCUUGCUCUCAGUACCGAAUUUGAAAUUCCCCAAGAAUGAGGCGACUAUUUGCGACCUAAGAUGCGAAGAGAGCGUUACGUCCGAAUCGUUCACCUGCAAUCUUAUAAGAAGAUUCAGUCGGGUAGAUAAGUUUGACGGCUCUUUCCAACGAUCAAGGAGCUCGAGUAUGUCGUCCCUCGAAAAUAUCACUACAGAAACCAUUAGCUGCCUUACAUUUGCGGAUUCUUAUACGAAAAAAAGUGAUACAAGCGGUUUGCCAACUUUAUGGAUUGGCACAUCCCUGGGAUCUGUACAAACUGUUGUAUUCAAUACACCUGCUCAUGGGGAACGUCAUGCUCAUCCAGUGGUUGUGUCUACUUGUAAUGGAUCUACUUUCAAACUCAAGGGUUGUAUCCUUUCCAUGUCGUUCUUAGAUUGCAACGGUGCUUUGAUUCCAUAUUUAUACGAGUCUUGGAAAGACGAAAAUGUGGACGGCAAAGAACGCAACAAGAAUCAAGGGAAAUGUACAAAUAGCCGAAUGUCACCGUCGACACAAGUUAGUGGAGAUAAUUUCGAAGAUAGACAAUUUGUUGUGCUUGCGUCAGAGAAACAAGCGAGAGUUGUAGCAUUACCCUCUCAGAAUUGUGUAUAUAGACAACAGUUAGCGGAGACCCAUAUCGUAAUUAAGGCGGAAGUUACGUCUUUGAAAGAUAAUGUCUGCCUGGUAUGUUAUGUUUCUAAUGGUCACAUCACAACGUAUAGCCUGCCCAGUCUUAGACCGCUGAUAGACGUCGAUUUUCUACCUCUUAUAGAUUUGAGUUUUCAGACUACAAAACAGGGCAUUGUAGACCCCAUGUUGUCCAUAUGGGGUCAUCAACUCUUUGUUAAUGGCGAUACCGAUCAAAUCGCAAAGACGCUUUGCUUCAGCAACCGAGGCCAUUGUUUAUAUCUAUCAUCGCCUAUGGAGAUUCAGAAGUUUUCCAUUUCGAGUGAAUUCUGUGGUGAACUGACAGAGAUGAUGGGUGAUCUGUUUAUCGGCCACGAUAUGCCAGAACCACCCAAAGAGAGUUUCUUCAAAGGUUUAUUCGGCGGUGGUUCGAGGAGCCUCGAUCGAGAAGAAUUAUUCGGGGAAUCCAGUGGCCGUGCGUCGCGCACAGUGGCGAAACACAUUCCAGGACCAAAUGAAGCUCUCCGGGAGCGAGUUUCUAGCGCAACGGGUGAAGUGAACAUGGCACAUCAAAUGGUUGUGGAGCGUGGUGAGAAAUUGUCGCAACUUGAGGAACGGACAGCGCGCAUGAUGUCGGAGGCUGAGAAUUUUUCAACAAGCGCUCAUGGACUGAUGCUCAAAUAUAAAGACAAGAAGUGGUAUCAGCUAUGAGAACACAAUUUAGUUCGAGUUCUAUAAAAUGACACACGUUUCUUUAAUUAUUUAGCUUGUUAGUUAGCUUGUGUUUCGUUUUUGAGUUUUGUCGUAUUAAGAUAAAAAUUAGACAUAUUAUAUGAUCUUCACACGCACAUAUGGGAAACAUCUAUACGAGGAACAGAAAUAAGGAGAUAUUAUAUAAAUGCGAUUACAUUUAUGCGGCGCACAUGGUACACACGCACAUUCCGUAAUAAGAUAAACGUGAGGAACGUGCAAUUUGAAAUUUACGUAGGAAUGAACAAAAAAAUACCAGCAGAUUGAGGCACAGCAUUGCCGCGAUAUACUUGUGCAUGCAUAUAAAAAAGAGAGACGUACGUAUAAUUAUUAUAUAAAAAAAUAUAUAAAGUAUAUAUA